AUGAAGGGACUGUUUAGCAAGAUGGAGAUAAGUUCAUCGUGCUGUCUUGGAAAGAAGGAAAAGAAAGACAUAAAUAAGCAUAUUGACCAAGAGUUGCUAAGUAAGGACGAAUCGUACAUGGUGUAUAAAAGCAAGAAGAAAGUAGCGCUUAUAGCUCUAGGCAAAAAUACGAUUCUUUUCUGUUUGAAUAAGAAGUAUUUCCCAACCAUAAGGUAUCUUGAAGAGAAAGGCACUGAAGGGUUCAUUGAUGUUUUUUUGGAUGAAGGAGCGGUUGGACCACUGAGCCGAGGUGCUGAUGUCAUGAUUCCAGGAGUGAUGAAGUGCAAGGAGCUUUUGAAAUGCAAGUUCAAGAAGGGCGAUGUGGUGGUGAUCAACAUAAUUGGGAAGUCUAUUGUGGCGGUUGGAGAAGCAAUUAUUGACUUUGAUGAGAUGAAUGAGAAAGGAAUGGGUGUUUGUAUUGAGGUUUAUCAUAGGAUAGGAGAUGAGCUGUAUGAAGAGAAGUACAUGUGA
This is a messenger RNA of Ordospora colligata OC4, 510 nucleotides long. RefSeq names its product PUA domain-containing protein. The transcript has a single exon. The record is from RefSeq and is a predicted model, not a curated record. Gene Ontology annotation, molecular function: RNA binding. NCBI's taxonomy places the organism in Eukaryota, Fungi, Microsporidia, Ordosporidae. Gene Ontology annotation, biological process: formation of translation preinitiation complex. The coding region runs from base 1 to 510 and encodes 169 amino acids.